Messenger RNA from Verticillium alfalfae VaMs.102, 1435 nucleotides. RefSeq lists its product as hypothetical. The record is from RefSeq and is a predicted model, not a curated record. Bases 577 to 1146 code for a protein of 189 amino acids. The transcript has a single exon. Lineage: Eukaryota; Fungi; Ascomycota; Sordariomycetes; Glomerellales; Plectosphaerellaceae.
CCACCACCAUCCUGCAACCACCAACGCCAGUCUCUGCAAUACCAAGGCUUCCCAGACUGGAUCUUCAUGCAUGCGUCUUAACCUGACCCUGCCUGCAUCUCCCACCGGAUCACAAUCAUCUCGACACCACCAGGUGUGCCUACGACCGAGACUGCGGGAACAGCGCACCGCCACCACCCUCCAUCACGUAAAUCGACACACCUAGAGCUCAAGCUGACAGGAGCUAUCGCUGCUCCGUCUGCCUACCUCCCAUUACGACCCUUCGCCUCGGUACCCUCUUUCGCCUCAAGGACGAAGCCCGAAACCUCUUUGACUUAUAUAUCUUCCCGUCCCCAUCCACUGCCAGACUGUCUCAACACCAGUCGACAUCUCCCUGACAAACCCCGGUACCCCCACUUUCCUCAACCACGCGCAUCACCAGUGGCCCAAACAUUCCUCUCUCGGCAAAAGACUUGACUAGUCUGAACUCACGAGACGCACGACGUGGACCCUGACGACGCCCUGCGAAGUUUUCACUUGCCCUUCCCGCACGUCAUAAGUAAACAAAGCAACCCGUAACCACGACACGGGCUUUCAAUGGGCUCGUCAUUAGUCCAACGACAUCCAUCAUUCACCCUUCGCAUCAACGCCCAAGGCACGUCGCCAGUCACCUCAAACCCCUACGAGCCUAUCAUGGACGCAUCGGCUCCCAGCUUCGCCAUGCAGCGCUAUCUCGACCUCCACAACCAACACGAAGAACUCCGCCAAAACUUGGACAUCAUCCGAACAACAGCCAUGUUCUCGACGAGUACCACCUCGCUGACAUCGUCGCCGGCUGUAUCGCCCACCCGUAGCUCCUGUACGCCUUUCGGCCAGUAUCCUUCUAGCAGGCGUCACAGUCGUCGAUCUUCGCUUGCCGGUCCUCCCCGAACGCGCCGGAGCAGCACCUCGCUGCAGCCCCUGGCCGACGAAUCAAUCCUGUACCAAGUCGCCGAGGAGGAGCGCCGUCUCUUCGAUGUCAAUGAGGGCAUGAAGCGUGCCCUCACAGAGUUGCUCAACGGUCAUGAAGCCAAAGCCGACGGCGCCUUCCGAACCUGGGUUCAAUGCCGGUUGAUGGACACGGAGAAGGAGCUUCGCUCUGAGAGACGUAGGAAGAGCGCGCCAUAGCGCGGCACGCGUUGACUUUCGCGCUCACUACCGCCAUGGAGACGCAUCUUCAUUUUCAUACAGCGUGGGAUCCUCACCAGGAUAUUGGCAUUUCGGAGUUCAGGAUUCGUUGUGAGGACACCACUUCGGAAAGGAAACAAAAGGAAUAGAGCCAGGAUGGCUUGAAUGCAUGAUCCGGCGUGGUCGAUGUAUGAUACCCUGACGCAACAGCCGUCGAUUUUGUCUUCUCGUGUCCUUGAUUGCAAGGACCUUUAUCAUAGUACUAGCACAAAACUUCAAAUCACCUCUA